AUGAGGGACCUGAGUUCUCUAGAGGGUGGUGGUAAAUUGCCCAAAACUACCGAACUGAAAUUUCUGAAUCCUGACGAAAACCCCCGAAUUCCCGUUUACAGAGUGUUAGCAAGGAACGGCCAUCUUCUCCAGGGAGCAAGUCCACCAAGCUUAGACAAAACGGAGCUGUUGGAAAUGUACCACCAAAUGGUGACGUUAAACAUUAUGGACACAGCCCUUAACGUUGCCGAACGCCAAGGAUUGAUUCCGUUCUAUUUGACGAAUUUUGGAGAAGAAGCCACCCAAAUCGGUUCGGCUUCAGCUGUAAAGUUUGAAGAUUUUGUUUUUGGACAAUAUCGUGAGACUGGUGUGUUGUUAUGGCGAGGAUUCCGUCUUGAAGACUUUGCAAAUCAGUGCUUCAACAAUGAUCUGGAUGGAACUAAAGGACGACAGAUGCCUGUUCACUAUGGAUCCAAAGAGCACAAUUUUAUGACUAUCUCAUCGACAUUGGCCACCCAGAUGCCACAAGCAGCAGGCGCGGCUUAUGCAAUGAAAAUGUCCAAAAGUGAGAAUUGUGUUGUAUGCUAUUUUGGAGAAGGGACAACGUCAGAAGGUGAUGCCCACGCUGCCUUCAAUUUUGCCGCGGUUUUAAAGUGUCCGGUGAUCUUCUUCUGUAGGAACAACGGCUUUGCCAUUUCAACUCCGGCCUCGGAGCAAUAUAGCGGUGACGGAGUUGCCUCACGUGGAGCUGGUUACGGAAUCCCAAGCAUCCGCGUGGAUGGAAACGACGUCCUAGCAGUGUACAACGUGACUAAAGUAGCUCGGGAAAUCUGUGUGUCUGAAAGUCGUCCGGUUUUAAUAGAAGCCAUGACGUACCGCGUGGGAGAUCACAGUACUCUUGUGGACAGUAGCGGAUAUCGCCAUGCUGAUGACGUCUCUACCUGGGAUACCAGAUUCAACCCCAUUACUCGAUUUAAAAAGUAUCUUUUGGAUAACGAUAUUUGGGACGAGGAACGCGAAGAAACCUUCAAACAGAGUGUAAUAAGGGACGUGGAAGAUGCUCUUCGUGGUGCUCAAGAACGGAAGUAUUGCAAUCCAACGGAGAUGUUCACUGAUGUAUACAAUGUAAUGCCAAAAAAUCUGGAGAAACAGCACAAGGAAUUCAAAGAACAUCUUCAGAAGUAUCAGCAUGAAUAUGAUUUGGAGAAAUUUCAUCCGGAUAUUUAA
Lottia gigantea (owl limpet) is the source of this 1206-nucleotide messenger RNA. RefSeq lists its product as hypothetical. NCBI's taxonomy places the organism in Eukaryota, Metazoa, Mollusca, Gastropoda, Lottiidae. The coding region runs from base 1 to 1206 and encodes 401 amino acids. Gene Ontology annotation, biological process: branched-chain amino acid catabolic process. Gene Ontology annotation, molecular function: oxidoreductase activity, acting on the aldehyde or oxo group of donors, disulfide as acceptor. The transcript is spliced from 3 exons. The record is from RefSeq and is a predicted model, not a curated record.